Brassica napus (rape) is the source of this 3530-nucleotide messenger RNA. RefSeq names its product zinc finger BED domain-containing protein RICESLEEPER 3-like. The coding region runs from base 1958 to 2857 and encodes 299 amino acids. The transcript has 4 exons. NCBI's taxonomy places the organism in Eukaryota, Viridiplantae, Streptophyta, Magnoliopsida, Brassicales, Brassicaceae. The record is from RefSeq and is a predicted model, not a curated record.
UAUAUUUAUGAAGGUCGGAAACCUUUGCUUCUUUGGUUUUCUCUGUGGGACCCACACUUAUUUAUUUUAUCUAAUGAUUGCAUCACUCCUGAUGUGACACGUCAGCGAUUUGUGGGUCUCACUUUUAAAAAGUGUGAAAAAGUGUCAAGUCUUUGACUCAAACCCAGGUUAUUGAGAUCUAAAUAACAACAUUUAUACCACUGAACUAAAUGAUUCUUUGUACAUUGAUGGCUGAAACAAAUAUAUAUUUAUGAAGGUCGGAAACCUUUGCUUCUUCGGUUCUCUGUGGGACCCACACUUAUUUAUUUUAUCUAAUGAUUUAAUAAAUACUUUAUAACUCACGUUUUGAAAUGAGAUUCGUUAAAAAAAGCCCAAUAAACCUCUUUGGUAUGUAAGCGUUCUCUUCAAUGGAAAUUUAGAGUUUUCAAUUUUUAAUCAUCGGUUCAUGAUUCAUCUAAGAAACACAGAUUGACUCUUUGAGUUUCAUGAAUCAGUUUUUCUUCUUUAGUCUCUACAUCUCCCCAUCUUUAAUAAAUUCAUCAUUGGUUCUUUUAUUUUGCCUGAUAAAUCAUGAUUGUGUGGUUUUAAUUUUCUUUGGUCAUCCUUAGUUUGCACCCUUUGAUCUAACCAAGAAGAAGAAGAAGACAUUUGUCGUUUAGGAUGCCAUCGAGGACUCAGCUGAGUCACACGGGAGACAUACUAUCUGUUGCCUGAUUGUUCAAGAAGAGUUUAUGUGUUGUGAAACAUAUUUGUUUCUUUUCAUCAGUUGCUUUGUUUAAUCUUUCCUGCAAAUAAUGAUGGCUUUGACAGUUCAUUCACGAGAGCCAAGAAGUAAAAGAAGAAGAAGCCAGUGAGUGUUUGACAUUUUCUGUCUUCCUGAGUUUUUUUUCCAUUCAUUAAACUUGAAUUUUGAAGAUUAUGUGCCUCACAUUCUUUUUAUUUUGAUGGUUGUUAGGUUGAAUGAAGAUCAUUGAAUAAAGAAAAUGUCGAUGCUCCUGAAGAUUUGGAGGGUACUUUAUAUUUCUUUCUCUGAUAAUUCUAGCGACAUAAAUUUGAACCUUACAGAGGGUAUAAUGCAGAGCAUCCUAAUGAUGAGGAAGAAGUGGAGGGAAUUGAUAUGCACCAGCAACUUUACCGGUGGGAGGGAAGUGACAUGGAUUACUUAUACGACGAGGUAAGCAUAUCAUUAGAUGGUUUGCGGUCCAUAUUUGAGGCCAUCAAUUGUAAGUGUCUAUCGUUUUGAAGUUGUACGACACUAAGAUGUAAAGAAUUACUAAUCACGAUUACCUUACUAGCAUAGUUUUUUUGCACAGCUAUUGCCAAUGGAAUUAACACUGGAAAUUGAUGGUGCUAUAUUUCAUGUUCCAAAUACUAACGCAAGCUCCAAUGUUGAUUCUCAGUUUUAACAUGCCAAAAUCACAAUGCAGUGGGUAGCAAUGUCAAAUGGGUGGGUUAUAAAUGGGUGGCCCAUGUCCAAAUAGAUAUGGACCAAAAUGGACAAGCCCAUAUUGAACCAUAAAUAAUUUUUGUCCAAAUGGGUGAACCCAACUACAUCUAUGGCCAAAUUUGGGCUUAACCAGUUGGACAAUGGGCGGCCCAAUAGGAUUAAAUGUUUAGGGUUUGGGAAUUGGGGAAACACGAUCUUUUUUUUUUCUCAGACUCGUGAGAGACAGAGAGAGCUCUUCUGCGAUUCUUCUUCCUCGUCUUCUUCGAUUCUUCUUUCUCAUCUUCGAUUCCUCUUCCUUGUGUUCGAUUCGUCUUCCUCUUCUUUGUUCUUCUUCGGGUUCUCCUUCGAUUCCUUCGAAUCUUCGAUUCUCCUUCGAUGGCCAGAAACAAGCUUUUGUGGUUGUGGGUCGAGUCAGCACUGGCAUAGAAGCAAAACUAAAGGUGCUUUACGGGCCUGGAGCUAGGAAGUUCGCGAGAAGCUGUUGCAGCUCUUGGUUGACCUCUCACGAAGAUGAAUGCAGAUAUUUUGAACCUGAACGAUGAUGACUAUUUGAGUGUUGAAGAUAUGAUGGCUGAGAAUGAAGAUGAGCAGAAUGCACAAGCUGAUUCUGUAACAAGUGCUGCUCAGGCUAGAGGUAACAAACGUAGGCACUCGGUAUGUUGGAAGAACUUUACAAUUAUAGGAGAUAGGUUGUCUGAUGGUAGUCAUAAUAUUAAGUGCAAUCAUUGCCAUGAUCUCUACAACAUAGAUCUAGGUAGGAAUGGAACUAGUACUUUUCUUAGGCAUUCGAGACGGUGUUCAAAGACUCCUGGAUCUACACCUGGUAGUAAUAGGAAGCUGGAUAUGAUGGUCUUCCGUGAGAUGAUAGCUAUUGCUAUAGUAGAGCAUAAUCUGCCUUAUGCAUUUGUCGAGUAUAGAAGGGUGAGAGAUGCUCUUGCUUAUGCGAAUUCAAGUAUUGAAUUCUGGAGUAGGAACACGGCUGUGUCUGAUGUGCUUAGGAUUUUUGAGAAGGAGAAAGCCAAUCUUAGGAAGGUGUUGACUGAAGUUCCUGGUAGGAUCAGCUUCACUACUGAUCUUUGGAGAGCGAUCACGGUAGAGGGAUAUUUGUGUCUGACAGCUCACUAUCUUGACGCAAACUGGAAGCUACACGCGAAGAUAGUUUCAUUCUGUGUGUUUCCUCCUCCUCACACUGGUGCAAGCAUUGCUAUGAAGUUAAUGGAGAUACUGAAAGAGUGGGGCUUAGAUAAGAAAGUGUUUACUGUAACGGUGGACAACGCUACUUCAAAUGAUAAUAUGCAAGGGUUUCUAAAGAGACAGCUUCGCAGCUACUGCAGUCUUGGAUCCAAGGUUGAAGUUCAAGUGCUUAGAGUAUUGUUAUACCACUCUAAACCCGUCAACAAGCAAGGCUAAGAUGGAUCAUAUCCGUAAGAAGAUGGAGAAGCUAUUUGGAGUGUAUAAGAAGAGUACUAAGACCAGUACUGCAACCACUUCAGAAACCACAAUGGAGAAUAGUCUUCCUGCUGGUUAUGGGGGAUUUUAUGCAUUCAUUACUCAAAAUGCAGGAGAAGGAAAAUCAGCUUUAUACGUUUACUUGGCUGAACCGGCCAUGGAUAUGGUUGCCUUUCCGCAACUAGAUGUCUUGGAAUAUUGGAAAAACAAUAAAGCUCGGUUUAAGGAGUUGUCUCGUAUGGCGUGUGAUGUUCUUUGUAUCCCCAUUACAACUGUAUCUUCAGAGUCUUCUUUUAGUGCUGGAAGCCGGGUCCUUACCAAGUACAGGAGCCGACUACUACCAUCCAAUGUACAAGCUCUCAUCUGUACAAGAAACUGGCUACGCGGCUUUGAACCGAUGAGUAAGUCGUCUCAUCUGUACAAGCUCUCAUCUGUUAGGGGACUACUAAUUUUGAUAGCUAACAAUGAUAUCUGUACAAGCUCGGUUUUAGGGCAGUAGGGUUGUUCUGAACACUGAUAUUCAAUUAGCUUGUUUGGUUUUAUUGCUCAGCUUUAUUGCUUGACAGUUUAAGUAGAGUCGCUCUCAUUUGUUUGUAAAAAAUACUAAUUAAUAUUAAUUAAAUAUUAGUAUUUA